AUGGAUAACGACCUGUUAAAGGACAUAAUGGAUACCGACCUGCAAAAGAACAUAAUGGAUACCGACCUGCUAAAGGACAUAAUGGAUACCGACCUGCUAAAGAACAUAAUGGAUACCGACCUGCUAAAGAACAUAAUGGAUACCGACCUGCUAAAGUACAUAAUGGAUACCGACCUGCUAAAGUACAUAAUGGAUACCGACCUGCUAAAGAACAUAAUGGAUACCGACCUGCUAAAGAACAUAAUGGAUACCGACCUGCUAAAGGACAUAAUGGAUACCGACCUGCUAAAGUACAUAAUGGAUACCGACCUGCUAAAGGACAUAAUGGAUACCGACCUGCUAAAGGACAUAAUGGAUACCGAUCUGCUAAAGAACAUAAUGGAUACCGACCUGCUAAAGGACAUAAUGGAUACCGACCUGCUAAAGAACAUAAUGGAUACCGACCUGCUAAAAUAG
Ylistrum balloti is the source of this 456-nucleotide messenger RNA. RefSeq names its product cerebellar degeneration-related antigen 1-like. The transcript has a single exon. The record is from RefSeq and is a predicted model, not a curated record. NCBI's taxonomy places the organism in Eukaryota, Metazoa, Mollusca, Bivalvia, Pectinida, Pectinidae. Bases 1 to 456 code for a protein of 151 amino acids.